Messenger RNA from Saitoella complicata NRRL Y-17804, 2014 nucleotides. RefSeq names its product threonine dehydratase-like protein. The record is from RefSeq and is a predicted model, not a curated record. Gene Ontology annotation, molecular function: threonine deaminase activity; pyridoxal phosphate binding. Bases 1 to 1755 code for a protein of 584 amino acids. The transcript is spliced from 2 exons. Gene Ontology annotation, biological process: L-threonine catabolic process. NCBI's taxonomy places the organism in Eukaryota, Fungi, Ascomycota, Saitoellomycetes, Saitoellales, Saitoellaceae.
AUGGCGUGUAACGUUGACUCAUGCUGCCCCUGCACAAACCCAAAAUUCCGUGAGACCGCCGAGAGCGACAAGCACAACGAACUUCGCCGGUAUCGAGAAUUCCCAGAUCCCGUCAAGAAUGACCCAAUCGAACGGUCUUGUGGCCACGAGUCCCGCAAACCCCCAUCGCAGCAGACACUCCACGCACACCCUCAUGUUCCUGCACACCUCCUCCUCCCCGACGGGACUCCGGAUUAUCUCAGGUUGAUCCUUACGUCGAGAGUUUACGACAUCAUUGAUGAGACGCCUCUUACUCACGGUGUCAAGCUUUCCGGGAGAUUAGGAUGUAAGGUCAUGCUCAAACGCGAAGAUCUCACCCCGGUCUUCAGUUUCAAGAUCCGUGGAGCGUAUAACCGUAUGGCACACCUCGACGAGGAAGAGAGAUGGAGAGGAGUGGUCGCGUGUUCUGCCGGAAACCACGCACAGGGUGUAGCGUAUUCUGCGCGGCAACUCCAGAUUCCGGCGACGAUUGUGAUGCCUGUCGCUACGCCUGCGAUUAAGCAUUCGAAUGUCACGAGGUUGGGAUCGAAGGUUGUUUUGCACGGUGAAGAUUUCGAUGCUGCGAAGGCUGAGUGUGCACGUCUUGAGGAGAAACAUGGGUUGAUCAACAUCCCACCUUACGACGACCCAUACGUUAUUGCCGGGCAAGGUACCGUAGCCGUCGAGAUCCUCCGUCAAGUCAAGCUCGGCCGACUCGAGGAUUUGGAGGCGGUGUUUUGUUGUGUUGGUGGUGGUGGACUGAUUGCCGGUAUCGCGGCGUAUUUGAAGCGUGUUGCGCCGUGGGUUAAGAUCGUUGGUGUGGAGACAUAUGAUGCGGAUGCGAUGACCAAGUCCUUGGGGGAGGGGAAGAGACAUAUGUUGAAGGAGGUUGGGUUGUUUGCGGAUGGAGCGGCGGUGAAGAUCGUGGGUGAGGAGACGUUUAGGUUGUGUCGUGACUUCGUGGAUGAGAUGGUCUUGGUAAGCACGGAUGAGAUUUGUGCGGCCAUUAAAGAUGUGUUUGAGGAUACGAGAUCUAUUCUUGAGCCGGCGGGUGCGUUGUCGGUUGCUGGCUUGAAAAAGUACGUCGCGGCCAAACCACCAAAGAACGAGAACAAGAACUACGUCGCGGUAUUGUCAGGUGCGAACAUGAACUUUGACAGGUUACGCUUCAUCGCUGAACGCGCACAAUUGGGUGAGCAAAAGGAGUGUUUCAUGUCCGUCACCAUUCCCGAAAAACCCGGAGCGUUCGGCAAGUUGCACUCCGUCAUCGAGCCGCGUGCUGUUACCGAAUUUUCCUACCGUUAUUCGGAUUCGGAGAGAGCACAUAUUUAUAUCUCGUUUACUGUUACCGACCGCGCACAGGAAGUCCCAGAGAUCAUUUCGAGAUUGGCGGAGGAGGGGAUGGAAGCCUCCGAUAUCUCCGACAACGAGAUGGCAAAAUCACACGCCAGGUACCUCGUCGGCGGCCGCGCUUCCGUAUCACACGAACGUCUCUACCGCUUCGAGUUCCCGGAGCGUCCGGGCGCUUUGAGCAAGUUUUUGAAAGGGUUGAAGAGUGGUUGGAAUAUCUCGUUGUUUCAUUAUCGGAACCAUGGGAGUGAUGUUGGGAAGAUCUUGGCGGGGAUUCAGGUUGCGCCGGGGGAGAGGGAGGCGUUUGAGACGUUUUUGGUGGGGCUUGGGUAUCCGUUCGUUGAUGAGACGGAGAAUGAGGUAUACACUAGGUUUAUGAGGGCAUAGGGGGAGGGGCGAGGGACUGUACGCUAGACGAAUAAAAUGAAAAAGAUUGCAUUUUAAUAUGUCUAGAGUGCUUGUUACAGCUUUAUUCUGAUGCCCCGGGCGUCGAGGAGAAUAGCGAUGGUUGCGAGAACUCCGCAGUACCCUGCCAGAACCCCGAAGCUCUGGACGCGUCCCAUUUCUAGCGUGUUGAACGACAUGUUUACCAAUCCCGUGAGUAAGUUGGCCAGCAGGAAGAUCGCGAGGCCGUUCAAGUUGAUGG